Aspergillus campestris IBT 28561 is the source of this 813-nucleotide messenger RNA. RefSeq lists its product as uncharacterized. Lineage: Eukaryota; Fungi; Ascomycota; Eurotiomycetes; Eurotiales; Aspergillaceae. The coding region runs from base 1 to 813 and encodes 270 amino acids. The record is from RefSeq and is a predicted model, not a curated record. The transcript is spliced from 4 exons.
AUGUCCAACGAACCCGGUGUUGUCGCCGAUUGCGGUCGCUCCCCCAACUGUAUUCUGAAUACCACACCGAAUAGGACCGGCUUUGUCGAACCUCCCAGCAACCAUGAUAGCAGCCACCAUCAUCCCGGUUUGUCGAGCCAGAACUAUGGCGCUUCCGCCUGGUCCAGCAGCACGACUGCUCAACCGACCUUAUCACUGGCACCGAUCGGCUUCGAUCGCCAAAUGCCCAUGAUGCCUUACUUUGGGGAGGCCACCAUGGGUCCCCUUGGUGGUCCUUUGACCGCCACCCCUCUUAGAACCCAGCAACAACAGCACUACAUGCCGUUGAACUCGGACGUCAACAUGAGGUCACACAACCCAGGGGGCAUAAGUCAUCCGACAUUAUUACCAAACGGCCCUACUGAGACACCGGCUGGCGCUCGGAAUGUACCUCAGCACUCUCGUCAGCCCGUCACUGACCCAGUUCGCUCCGAGAGCGGCAAUCCACCCUCUCAUGAUGACAGGUCUUGCUCCCUCCCCGCCGGGAACUUUCUUCACCUGGCAGUCUAUGCUGACUUUGAUGCAGCAACAGCCCGCAGCCACUCAAUCUCCGAUGCACAUGGCCUAGCUGUACUAACCGAAGACCGUUCGCCCGCAAAGGGGACCUUAAACGUCACUGAAAGUUCUGCGCUUAUAAUGGAAGAGGGCGAGCUAUGUGGUAGACAGUUCCACUCCCGAACCAAUCGUGACUGUGGUACUGUUAUGUGGGGCUCGGGAUCAACCGAGAACAGUACUAUUGGUACUGCAUUAUUACCCGGGCAUUCGUCGCACUAA